AUCAAGGAGCAAUUUGAAAAGAUGAUGGAAAAUAAAGAAAACAGCGACUGUCUUAAGGAUCUACACCAGACAGAUCCCCGCGACGAUAAGACGCACAUACAGCGCACCAAAGGCGACUUGUUCAAGGACUCAUACCGCUGGGUCCUUAGUCACAACGAUUUCAAGCAAUGGCGCGACAAUCCUCAAUACAGGCUGCUUUGGAUCAAAGGAGAUCCCGGAAAAGGAAAGACAAUGCUUCUAUGCGGUAUCAUCGACGAGAUUGAGAAGUCAACCACUAUGCAUUGCCUAUCCUAUUUCUUUUGCCAGGCUACGGAGGUGCGACUAAGGACUGCAACAGCAGUGCUGCGAGGUCUUAUAUAUAUGAUAAUUACCCAACGGCCGUUACUAAUCUCACACGUUCGAGAGAGAUACGAUAGUUCAGGAAAGAAGCUUUUCAAUGAUGCCAAUGCUUGGGAGGCACUUUCUAAGCUUCUUAUGGCUAUCUUGAAUGACCCAAGCUUAAAGGACGCAAUCUUGAUCGUUGACGCUCUCGACGAGUGUGUUGAAGGACUGCCACUUCUUCUUAAGUUUCUUUCCCAAGCUUCCAGUUCAUCGCGAGCCAAAUGGAUUGUUUCAAGCCGUAAUUGGCCUCUUAUCGAAGAAAACCUUGAUACGGCUAUGCAGGGAGUUAGGCUAUGCCUUGAGCUUAACGAGACUUCAGUUUCUGCCGCUGUAAAAGCCUACAUCCAACAUAAAGUACAAGAAUUAACUGAGAAAAAAGCCUACAAUACUACCACGCAACACGCUGUUGAGCGUCACUUAACGUCAAACGCUCAUGGUACUUUUCUUUGGGUGGCUUUGGUUUGCCAAGAACUCGGAGAUCCUAAGGUUAAAAAACGACAUACUCUUGACAAAUUAAAGACAUCAUAUCCACCAGGGCUUGAUCCUCUAUACCAGCGGAUGAUGGAGAAUAUUCGCGACUCACUUGAUGCGGAAAUUUGUCGGCAGAUCUUGGCUAUCGUUUCAGUCGUGUACCGCCCAAUCACGUUGGCAGAGCUAAGCAUACUUGUAGACUCUCACGAUGACUAUGAAAACGACGAGCUACCGGAUGUUAUAGGAUCUUGUGGCUCAUUUUUAACUAUUCGAGAUGAUGUGGUCUACUUUAUACAUCAGUCAGCAAAAGAUUUCCUGCUUGAUAAAGCAUCCGACCAAAUUCUGGCCGCUGGUAUAGGCCACCAGCACCAUAUUAUUUUCUCAAGGUCAUUAAAAAAUUUGACCAAGUCGCUGCAGCGUGAUGUAUACAAACUACGACUUCCAGGCUUUCCCAUCGAACAGGUCUCUUUGCCUGAUCCAGAUCCAUUGGCAUCGAUGACCUAUUCUUGCAUCUAUUGGAUCGACCACUUUAGCGACCCAGAAUGCUUGAAGGCACUGAAUCUUGAGAGCAGACACCGGAGCGAAAAGGCUAUCCUCAAAUUUUGUGAGCGGAAAUACUUAUAUUGGCUGGAAGCUCUGAGUCUGUUACGUCGCAUAUCAAAGGGAAUACUCGCAAUUCAAAAACUAAAAGAUGUUCAAACACCGCAGCUUGCCGAAUUACUCCAAGAUGCACAUAAAUUUUUUCUUUCAAACAAGAGAGCGAUAGAAUCUGCUCCAUUGCAAGCUUAUGCAGCCGCACUUGUAUUUAGUCCUUCGCAAAGCAGGGUGAGACGACUUUUUAUAACCGAAGAGCCGGAAUGGAUCCUCACCAAACCGCAUGUGGAGACGCACUGGCCUGCUUCGCUCAACACUCUUGAGGGCCAUACCAAUGAGAUUACGCAGAUUGCCUUUUCCCAUGAUUCAUCACUCAUAGCAUCUAGCUCAUGGGACAAGAGAAUCCGUCUCUGGCGAACCAAUACAGGCGACUGUAUGCAAGUACUUGAAGGCCAUAAACGCCCCAUUACGUCGGUUGCCUUCUCGCACGACGCAGAACUCUUAGCAUCCGGCUCAUGGGAUGGCACAGUCCGGCUCUGGCGUGUUAGCACAGGCGACUGCCUGAAAAUACUUGAAGGCCAUACCGAAAAAAUACAUUCAAUUGCCUUCUCUUUUAAUUCGGAAUUUAUAGCAUCGGCUUCAAUUGAUGGCUCUAUCCGACUGUGGGACACUGAUUCAGGCAAUCAUAUACACAAACUACAGCUUAAUGGUACUGAUGUCACAUCGAUUGCUUUCUCGCCCAAUUCAGCGCUCGUGGCGUCGGCUUCAAUGGAGAAUGAUGAGGGGACGAUCUCGCUCUGGUGCACCGAAACAGGGAGACGGAUACGGGAUCUACGAGGCCAUUCAAAGGGGAUUAUAUCAAUUGCUUUCUCACAUGACUCGUCGCUUUUGGCAUCAGCUUCUGCAGAUCACACUGUCAGAAUCUGGCACACCAACACGGGCGAGUGUGCGCAAAAGCUAUACCACGGCAGGGGACUCGGAGAAGUUGCCUUCUCGCAUGACUCUGUUCUUGUAGCAUCAGCUUCCGGGCGUGAGAUACGACUCUGGCGCACUGCCACAGGCAACCGCGUACAAACGCUGAUCACAGGUAAAUUGAUUGGGUCAAUUGCCUUCUCACAAGAUUCAGAACUUAUGGCAAUAGGUUUGUGGGAUGGUGACGUUUAUAUAAAGCACGUCGCAACGGGUGCCCAUGUGCAGACAUUAGAGGGCGUUGACAUUGUUGCAUCAGUCGCUUUCUCGCCUGACUCAGCACUGGUGGCAGCUGUCGCGGGGCGUGAGGUCCGGCUCUGGCGCAUCGACACAGGUGAAUGCCUGCAAUGUAUCGACGUUGGUGCUAGAUUACAGGAUCUAUCAAUUACAAGCGUUAAUUCGCGAAUCCUUACCAAUAUUGGCUCUAUCAUUUUUGAUAGCACAGAUAUAGCCCAUACGAAGAUUCCAGCUCAUUUUUCAGGCAUUGGCGUGAGAGGCGACUACAGUUGGAUUACGUGGAACGACAAUAAUGUACUCAGGCUGCCGGCGAAACUUGGCGCGUGUCAUUCGGCCAUAUCAAGAUCUACUGUCACCAUCGGCUGUGAAUCAGGACGGGUGAUUAUUAUCCAUUUUUCGACUGAAGAGCUAUCAAAACUCUAUGAUUGCGUUGAAGACAGCUGUAUAGCCUAA
Trichoderma atroviride IMI 206040 is the source of this 3105-nucleotide messenger RNA. The record is from RefSeq and is a predicted model, not a curated record. NCBI's taxonomy places the organism in Eukaryota, Fungi, Ascomycota, Sordariomycetes, Hypocreales, Hypocreaceae.